Molecule: messenger RNA, 3004 nt
Organism: Protobothrops mucrosquamatus (brown spotted pit viper)
Lineage: Eukaryota; Metazoa; Chordata; Lepidosauria; Squamata; Viperidae
Gene: ADAMTSL2
Product: ADAMTS like 2
Exons: 18
Coding region: 1-2853 (950 amino acids)
Biological process (GO): extracellular matrix organization
Cellular component (GO): extracellular matrix
Source: RefSeq, a predicted model, not a curated record
AUGCAAGAUCCUGUCCCUAUUGCUGUUGCAAUAAAAGUCAUCCUGACCUUUCUGGCAAUGACCUACCUGGAUAAUGUGCCAGCUUCCAACAGCCUUGAAGAAAGAGCUGAUGUCACAGCCCACUGGUGGGGCGAAUGGACCAAGUGGGCGGCCUGCACUCGGACAUGCGGUGGAGGAAUCCGCUUCCAAGAAAGGCACUGCCUGCAACAGAGAAGGAAGUUGGCGACCGGAUUUCUUAAUAAAACCUGCAAUGGGAUGUCUAAAAGAUAUCAACUGUGUGAAGUGCAGCAAUGUCCUCCAAGUGGAAGGAGCUUCCGGGAGGAGCAGUGUUCCUCCUUCAACUCCCGGGUCUACAACGGGCGCACUUUCCACUGGAAACCUUUAUAUCCAGAUGACUAUGUCCACAUCUCUAGCAAGCCCUGUGAUCUCCACUGCACCACCACCGAUGGGCAGAGGCAGCUGAUGGUCCUGGCCCGAGAUGGCACCUCCUGCAAAUCCUCUUCUUUCCGAGGGGUGUGCGUGUCUGGAAAAUGUGAGCCCAUCGGAUGUGAUGGGGUUCUGUUCUCCCCCCACGUUCUGGAUAAAUGCGGGGUCUGCCAAGGGAAUGGCAGCAGCUGCACUCAUGUAACAGGGAGCUACCGGAAGGGAAAUGCUCCGCUUGGAUACUCUUUGGUGACUCACAUUCCUGCUGGAGCAAGAGAUAUCCAGAUAGUUGAAAGGAAGAAAUCUGCUGAUGUUUUGGCUAUUGCAGAUGAAGGUGGUUCUUACUUCUUCAACGGGGAUUUCAGAGUAGACAUCCCCAAAAACUUCAAUAUUGCAGGGACCAUCUUCAAAUACAGGAGACCAAUGGACAUUUUUGAGACAGGCAUAGAAUAUAUCGUUGCCCAGGGACCUACCAAUCAGGGUUUAAACAUCAUGGUUUGGAACCAAAAUGGUAAAAAUCCAUCUAUAACAUAUGAAUACAUCCUGCAGACAAGACCUCAUUUGAAAAACCUGCCACCAAUUUACUAUGGCUUCUCUGAAUCAGAUAGUGAAGAAAAAACAGAGUUUGAAGGAGGAUUUCUUUUGGGGCUCGCUCAGCUCAACACCAGCCUGCUGGCCACCCUCUCCCAAGAAAAGGGCCACCUGGAGAAACUACUCUUUGACCAGCAAGGGCGAGUGGAUGAACUGAAGCUGAGCAAGAUGCAGCAGACCAAUGAAGUUUACCCUAGGACCCCACUUGAGUAUGGCCCUGUCCUCCCGAGCAAGAUCUCCACAGAAUCAAACACAACUAAAACCAAUUAUAAGGUGGAAGGAAAUAGAAGUGAACUGGACUCCCUACUCCCUUCCCAAGAGUUCCUUUUAGAAAAUACAAUCAUCCACAGCUUUGGGGAGAAGAGAUCAGAUUCAAAAGAAUCCAUCUGGAACAAGACCCUGAACAGUAUCUUUUCUCCAGUGAACCCCAUCAACACUUUUGGGCCUGAAAUAGACCGUCUUUAUGUUGAUUAUGAUGACAGUGAUGACCUGCUGGCUUAUGCUGCUAAUGGCACUUUUAUGGAGCUGACCCAUGAGGAAGCCAGCAACAUAUCUGCAGAGAUCCAGAUUUCCAAUGCAACUAUUUCUGCUGCCAAUGCCCAGGGGAACAGAACCCAGAAGAUAAGGAACCGGCUGAAGCUCUUCCGGAAGGGCCAGAAUGUGAGCCCAGCCGACAUGUACCGGUGGAAGCUCUCCUCCCACGAACCUUGCAGCUCCACUUGCACCACAGGAGUGAUGUCCACAUAUGCCAUGUGCAUCCGCUACGACGGCACGGAGGUGGAGGAGCCUUUCUGUGAUGCAGCCACACGGCCAGAGCCCAUCCAUGAGUUCUGUGCGGGAAGAGAAUGCCAGCCCAGGUGGGAGACCAGCAGCUGGAGCGAGUGUUCCAGGACCUGUGGAGAAGGUCAUCAGUUCCGCAUUGUUCGCUGCUGGAAGAUGCUCUCGCCAGGCCUGGACAGCUCUGUUUACAGCAACCUGUGCGAAUCGGCCGACAUCACUCGGCCAGAAGAGCAGAAAGUCUGCAAGAACCCAACCUGCGGGCCACAGUGGGAAAUGUCUGAGUGGUCUGAGUGCACAGCCAAGUGUGGUGAGAGGAGUAUGGUGAGCCGAGACAUCCGCUGUUCUGAAGAAGAGAGGCUGUGUGACACCAGAACCAAGCCAGCGACCGAUAAGAACUGCACAGGGCCACCCUGUGACCGGCAGUGGACAGUCUCUGACUGGGGACCGUGCAGUGGGGGCUGCGGGCCAGGCCGAAUGAUCCGGCAGGUCUACUGCAAGAGCAGUGACGGGCGCGUGGUGCUGGAGUCCCAGUGCAACCCUGAAGCCAAACCGCUCGCCAUUCACCCCUGCGGGGAGAAGAACUGCCCUGCUGGCUGGCUGGCCCAGGACUGGGAACGGUGCAAUGCCACCUGUGGCCGAGGGGUGAAGAAGCGGACGGUCCUUUGCCUGGAAAUUGUCAGUGGGAAGAUCAAAACCCGCCCGCCUACUGCAUGUGACACCACCAAGAAGGAGGCCGAGGAGGCCACCUGCUUUGAGCGCCCCUGCUUCAAGUGGUACACCACCCCUUGGUCUGAGUGCACAAAAACCUGUGGAAUUGGCCUGAGGAUGCGGGACGUCAAGUGUUACCAAGGGGAGGAUCUUGUUCGUGGGUGUGACCCACUCCUGAAACCAGUUGCAAAGCAGACCUGUGACCUCCAUCCCUGCCCAACCGAACCACCAGAUGACAGUUGCCAGGACCAGGUGGGGACCAACUGUGCUCUGGCGAUUAAGGUGAACCUCUGUGGCCACUGGUAUUACAGCAAGGCCUGCUGCCGAUCCUGCCGAGUGCCCCGUUCCUAGGGGGAGUAACGACGUGGGGGUCCCGUGCCCGAGCAGCAACUGGAGCUUAGCACCAUUAGGCAUCACCUUGUGGUCCUCGCUUCUCAUCUUCCUCCAGCCGCGAUGGGUUGGACCACCAACAUCACCUGCAGAAUUCUGGAUUGUUCUUUUA